AAAAGGACUAUAUAUAAACCCAAAGCUCUCCACUCUUCAAAUCUCUCUUUCCUACCUUAACAAACCAAUCAUAAUAAUAAAUGGGAAAUUGCUGCCGCCGGGGUUCGUCGUCUAUGGUUUGGGCCGGCGACGAAUGGGAGUCGUCGAUGGCCUCCGAGAAGGAGGACGAGCAGCCAGCGUUCGAUAAGCAACGGAUUCUCAGCCAUCUAAAGGCUUCUUCCUCUUCAUCUUCAAGAUCCUUCUCGGGAUUGAGCGGUGGAGGUUCAACAUCGACUACUGAGGUGAAGAUAAAGAUCACGAAGAAGGAGCUCGAGGAGCUGCUGGGGAAGGCCGACGUGCAGAACUUGAGCUCGGAGCAGGUUUUUUCCCGUCUGAUAAAUGCGAGCAACGGCCGCUACACCGUUCACCAGCAUGAUCACUGGAGGCCCGGGCUGACGAGCAUUCCGGAGGUGAACUAGAUUUCCACCUGAACAUGAUGAGGUCCCUUUCGGCGGUUUAGAGCAUUUGAGAGAUUGUGACCAGUUGUGUAUACCUUUUUUUUUUUCUCUCUCUCUCUCUCUAUUCAUUAAUUGAUUCAUAUUCAUAAUGGUGAACAUCUAUGAUUAAUUGUAGGAUUUUGGAGUGAUGUUUGUGGGGUAUGAAAGUUUUGCCAGAAAUCUCUAUUUUUGCUUAUGCUAAAGCAAGUACUUUUAAUAGAUGGAAAAAAAAAAAGCGAGUACUUCUAUUUGAGUA
Messenger RNA from Punica granatum (pomegranate), 732 nucleotides. NCBI's taxonomy places the organism in Eukaryota, Viridiplantae, Streptophyta, Magnoliopsida, Myrtales, Lythraceae. The record is from RefSeq and is a predicted model, not a curated record.